Molecule: messenger RNA, 2319 nt
Organism: Rhododendron vialii
Lineage: Eukaryota; Viridiplantae; Streptophyta; Magnoliopsida; Ericales; Ericaceae
Product: dynamin-related protein 4C-like
Exons: 1
Coding region: 33-2087 (684 amino acids)
Cellular component (GO): cytoplasm; membrane; microtubule
Molecular function (GO): GTPase activity; microtubule binding; GTP binding
Source: RefSeq, a predicted model, not a curated record
UCUCACUAUUACUUUAUCUCGAAAAAAAUAAAAUGGGUUCAAAAAAUAAGCAUAGCAAGACAGGGUUGCAGCAGAAAGAAGGCAACGCAAAAGCCCCAAUGGCUUUCGAUGCACAGCCACUUGCAUUAGUUGCUGAAGAAGAAACAACUGCUCUCGUUCCAGUCCACCCUCCGUUGAUGUUUUCGUUGAACGAGCGGAUCCGCCCUCUGCUCGACGCGGUCGAUAAGCUCCGCCAUCUAAAAGUGGCACAAGAAGGCAUCCAGCUUCCGACCAUUGUGGUGGUCGGUGACCAAUCAGCUGGAAAAUCGAGCGUUUUGGAAUCGCUUGCCGGAAUAAGUCUUCCCCGCGGCCAAGGGAUUUGCACGAGAGUUCCCCUCAUUAUGAGGCUCCAACACCACCAACAUGCUCAACCAGAGCUCCAUUUGGAGUACCAUGGCAAGACUGUCCCCACCGACGAAACCCACAUUGCCGAAGCCAUUGUUUCGGCUACUGAUGAGAUUGCAGGGAAUGGGAAGGGGAUAUCAAACACCCCAUUGACUUUGGUUGUGAAAAAGAGAGGUGUCCCGGAUCUCACAAUGGUGGAUCUCCCCGGGAUCACUAGAGUACCUGUUCAUGGCCAACCCGACGAUAUUUAUGAGCAGAUAUCUGGGAUUAUUAUGGAGUACAUAAAACCAGAAGAAAGCAUAAUAUUGAAUGUUUUAUCUGCUACUGUUGAUUUCCCUACUUGCGAAUCAAUAAGGAUGUCUCAGCGGGUGGACAAAACCGGUGAGAGAACUCUAGCCGUGGUUACUAAGGCUGAUAAAGCUCCAGAAGGAUUGCUCGAAAAGGUCACGGUUGAUGAUGUGAACAUUGGGCUUGGCUACGUUUGCGUGAGGAAUCGGAUUGGCGAUGAGUCAUAUGUGGAAGCCCGUGUGGAAGAAGCUGGACUAUUCCAAACUCAUCCUUUGCUAUCCAAGAUUGAUGAGUCUAUGGUUGGUGUACCUGUUCUUGCACAGAAGCUGGUCCAAAUACAAGCAACAAUUAUUUCAAGAUGCUUACCGGAUAUCGUCCGGAAGAUCAAUGAGAAGCUUAACGCAAGCAUUUCUGAGUUGAACAAAAUGCCUCAGAAUCUAUCUUCGGUUGCUGAAGCAAUGACGGCGUUUAUGAGGAUUAUUGGGUUGUCCAAAGAGUCUCUGAAGAAAAUUCUCCUUAGAGGCGAAUUCGAUGAGUACCCCGAUGAGAAACACAUGCACUGCACUGCUCGGUUGGUUGAAAUGCUGAACCAGUAUUCCGAGGAGCUUCAAAAUAGUGCAGAAGAUAAAUCAACAGACAACUUUCUGCUGGAGGAGAUUAGGGUGCUCAAUGAAACCAAAGGAAUUGGGCUACCUAAUUUCCUUCCCCGCACUGCCUUCCUCAUGAUCCUGCAGAAAAAAGUUAAGGAGAUAUCCAAAACACCGGUGGAUUUCAUAGCCAAAGUGUGGGACUACGUCCUGCAAGUUGUUAUAUCUGUUUUCACGAAUCAUUGCGAUAGUUACCCGCAACUCCAAGCCUCUACAAUCAGAGCAGCCCGUAAUCUCAUAGAAAAGAUGAAGCAAAAGUCUUUUGAUCACGUGAUGGAGAUAGUGGAGAUGGAGAAGCUUGCUGAUUACACAUGUAGCCCGGAAUACACGUCGGAAUGGGGUAAGCUUAUGGCCCAACAGAAUGUGUUCACGGAGGCCAUGAAUAUUUACUCCAGGAUCUCAAAGAUAUCGAUCGAAGGUUUUGGGGAGAUUGAAGUUGGCCAUCUACGGGAUUACCCGAGUGUUAGAGAGCAGGCGUUUGAUAUGAAAAUGAGAAUCACUGCAUAUUGGAAAGUUGUUCUGAAACGGCUUGUCGAUUGCAUGGCUCUGCACUUGCUGCUUAGUAUUCAGAACUUGGUUAACCGUGACAUGGAAAUAGAAGUUGUCAAUGAGUUUAUGGGACCGCAUGGUGGUGGCAUUGAAAGGAUUCUUGAUGAAUCCCCUGCUGUUGCGAAGAAGCGCGAGAGGCUGAACAAAAGCAUCAAGUUGCUCAAGGACUCGAAGGAUGUGGUGGCUGAGAUUAUGGAUAGGAUCACCGUCGAGGAUUAAGCUGAAUGUCUGUUUCUUUGCUUCAGAUUCUUGUUUGGUUUUAUGUUUUCGGUCAGUUUGUUUGUGUUUCGCAAUUGAGUAGUCCCGUUUAAGUUGGCUGGUUUGGUUAUUUUUGUUGGGUCCCUGCUUCCUAAGCUGGCUAUUUUGUAUUUUCUACUGGAAAACUAUUUUCCAGAGAGAAAUUGGUCAAGUGCUUUGGAAAAUAUAUCUAUAACAAUAUCUAUUUUCUGAA